Molecule: messenger RNA, 1194 nt
Organism: Topomyia yanbarensis
Lineage: Eukaryota; Metazoa; Arthropoda; Insecta; Diptera; Culicidae
Product: elongation of very long chain fatty acids protein 4-like
Exons: 4
Coding region: 325-1188 (287 amino acids)
Biological process (GO): very long-chain fatty acid biosynthetic process; sphingolipid biosynthetic process; fatty acid elongation, monounsaturated fatty acid
Cellular component (GO): endoplasmic reticulum membrane
Molecular function (GO): fatty acid elongase activity
Source: RefSeq, a predicted model, not a curated record
CGCAUCAAUGUGCGUGUAGUUGAGUAUCCUAGCAGCGUCCGCCGUGCCCGCCGCCGCUGAGUGCGGUGUGCACAAAAUACCAUCUUCUCAGUCGCUGAACGACGAGACUCACGGUCGGACCAGUUACACGCUAAGAGCAGCACUGACACGAAGGGUGUUACGAUUUCACUGAUCAGCGAGCGACGUCGAGCGUGGUCGCCAGAGUUACGUCUGUUUACUCGCGGUGUUCCUGCAACAAUAAGCAAGUUGGUUGCCGAUAAAAAAGCCAUCAAGUGUUCGGUAACCUCUGUUAACAAUCUGUGAAAAGUGCGACCAAAGUUGACGAUGGAUCAAAACGUAACAAGUCGGUUUAGUGAUUUGGAAAAUUUCUACACCUUUCUAAUUGACGACUUGGCCGAUAAGAGGACAGACAAUCUUCCGUUUCUGCAUAGUCCCAUGUGGCCUGUUUCGAUACUUCUCCUGUAUUUCGGAGCCGUGUACAUAUGGGUGCCAAAUUAUAUGAAAAAUCACAAACCCUUCGAACUGAGAAACUUUAUGAUCGGUUACAACCUUUUUCAAGUGGUGGCAUGCUAUCUGCUUAUUCGACAUUUCUUCAAACACGGUUGGACAUUCGACUACUUGUAUUCAUGCAAGCUGCCGGAUUACUCGAAUGACUCGAAAUCAAUCGGUUUCAUGUAUGGGUCAUAUUUUAAUUAUGUGAUUAAGACAAUCGAACUGAUCGAAACGGUACUGUUCGCGCUGAGAAAGAAGCAAAGUCAAAUAAGCUUUCUGCACGUGUACCACCAUGCUUGCACAUUCUGCAUCGCUUGGAUCUUCGCGAAAUACGUCGGGGGAAGUAUGCUGACAUACACUAUCAUCGUCAAUUCGACAGUGCAUAUGUUCAUGUAUUCCUACUACUUGAUUGCGAUUUUUUCCAAACAAUUGCCUUUCAAGUUGAGUGGCGUGAAGAAAUUCAUCACGGUGUUUCAAAUCGUUCAACUAAUCAGCAUCUUGGCCAAUGUUGGGUUCGCUAUGCGCCGUAGCUGUCCAAUGCCACCUACACUGAUUUUCAUCUACCUGCCGUAUAUGUUGAUAUUGUUGUCGAUGUUUUUCAGCUUUUACGUCAGGACGUACAAAAUGAACAAUAACGCGCUGGGAAAGGUUGUAGGAAUUAGCAGUAAUGAAAUAGAAAUACGAAAAAAGCAAUAAUCAAAA